Messenger RNA from Acanthochromis polyacanthus (spiny chromis), 5686 nucleotides. RefSeq names its product roundabout, axon guidance receptor, homolog 3 (Drosophila) (gene robo3). NCBI's taxonomy places the organism in Eukaryota, Metazoa, Chordata, Actinopteri, Pomacentridae. The record is from RefSeq and is a predicted model, not a curated record. The transcript is spliced from 27 exons. Bases 554 to 4768 code for a protein of 1404 amino acids. Gene Ontology annotation, cellular component: plasma membrane; axon. Gene Ontology annotation, molecular function: protein binding. Gene Ontology annotation, biological process: axon guidance; cell-cell adhesion.
CCGGGACCGUGUUGUUGUGGGAGAGGAUGUGGGAGUCAUCCAGUCCUAGUGGCGGAGCGGAGCGGAGAGAAGGACCGCAGCUACGGGAGGAACAGACGGAGCUGGAAGUUUAACAAAGUCAACUUCUCCCCCCUGUAGCUAUGACUUCCAGUACUUUGGGACUGUUUCGCUGCGAGAGGACUUGCUUCUGAAUAUUUCUCCUCGGUGUAGAGGCGGGAGAGGACGGGAGUCAGUAACCGGGUGCUGCUCGCCUCUCACAGCCGCCGCUCCGCUCAUCACCUGCGCCUCACGUUUUACGGACUCUCCGUGGGAUUGGACUUUUGGAGCCGGUGGUGGGUGGGUGAAGGAAAGAAAAAAAAAGUUCCUGUGAGGGAUGUUAGAACUUGUGGGUGAAUUGUCCAGCUGCUGAGAUGCUGCCUGUGGAGUUGGCUGCCGGCUGCAGAGAUUUCAUCCCAUAGACUGAAGCUCCUUCUGUCUGGAUAUAUGAGUGCUGCUGGACAGACAAACUGCAUGCUGUGAAGACUGUGAGCAGCCUUAUGAACAAUCCGAGUGUAUGAUGGAGUACCGUCCGACUCUGGUUCCCCUGCUGGUUUUAUUUGCACUCAGAACUUUGGCAUAUGGAUCCCGACCCCGGUUAGAGGAUGCUGCUCCUCGGAUUGUAGAACAUCCGUCUGAUUUGAUCGUGUCCAAAGGUGAGCCAGCCACCCUCAACUGUAAAGCCGAGGGACGGCCGACUCCGAUGGUGGAAUGGUACAAAGAUGGUGAGCGGGUCGAGACCGAUCGAGAAGACCCCCGAUCCCACCGGAUGCUAUUACCCAGCGGCUCCCUCUUCUUCCUGCGAAUUGUGCACGGGAGGCGAAGCAAACCUGAUGAAGGCGUCUAUGUUUGUGUGGCGCGCAACUAUCUGGGCGAGGCAGUCAGUCGCAAUGCAUCGCUGGAAGUGGCAAUUCUGAGAGAUGACUUUCGUCAGACGCCCAGUGAUGUGGUGGUGGCAGCAGGGGAGCCCGCUGUCAUGGAGUGUAUCCCUCCCAGAGGCCAUCCUGAGCCGACCAUCUCAUGGAAGAGAAACAACAUCCGGGUCAAUGAUCGAGAUGAAAGGAUCACUAUCCGCGGAGGCAAGUUGAUGAUUUCAAACACCAGAAAAAGUGAUGCUGGCAUGUACGUGUGUGUUGGAACCAACAUGGUUGGAGAGAAAGACAGUGAUCCUGCUGAACUGGUAGUGUUUGAGAGGCCAAUGUUCACCAAACAGCCGGUGAACCAGGUGGUGUUGGCAGAUGAUACGGUGGAUUUCUUCUGUGAGGUCCAUGGAGACCCAACUCCGACUGUCCGCUGGCGGAGAGAGGAGGGGGAGUUGCCUCGGGGCAGAUUUGAGAUCCGCAGUGACAACAGUCUGCGUCUGACCCAGGUGCGAGCUGAGGAUGAGGGCACUUACACCUGCGUGUCAGAGAACAGUGUGGGCAAAGCAGAGGCGUCGGGUACCCUGCAAGUUCACGUGCCCCCUCAGAUCGUGGUUCGACCCCGGGACCAGAUCACAGCUCCGGGUCGUACAGUAACCUUCCUCUGCGGCACGAAAGGAAAUCCUCCGCCGGCCGUUUUCUGGCAAAAAGAAGGCAGUCAGAUCUUAUUGUUCCCCAUCCAGGAGCCGUCGCAGGCCGGUCGUUUCUCUGUGUCUCUGAGCGGUGAGCUGACCAUCACUGAUGUCCAGGUCGAAGACUCCGGCUAUUACAUCUGUCAGGCCAUCAGCGUGGCCGGCAGCAUCCUGACUAAAGCCCUGCUGGAGGUGGAGAGUGCACCCUCUGACCGGGUCCCUCCCAUCAUCCGCCAGGGACCAGCAAAUCACACAUUAGCUCCUGGUUCCACUGCUCAGUUACACUGCCACAUCAUGGGUAACCCUAUCCCCAACAUCCAGUGGGAGAAAGACGGCCAGAGGAUCUUAGGAAACGAUGGUCGAAUCAGCUUGAUGGCGAACGGCACCUUCCAAAUCACCAAUCUCCAGGAAACGGACUCUGGAGUUUACACCUGCCUGGCUUCUAGCUCCAGUGGAGAGACGAGUUGGAGUGGAGUGCUUACAGUCAAAGACAGCGCAGAUUCGUCGGUAGCUCCGGCCACCGAGCCCUUCCAGUUGCCGGGUCCGCCCCACAAACCCAUAGUCACAGAUGUGUCCAAGAACAGCGUCUCUCUGACCUGGCAACCCAACGCCCACGAGGGAGGAGCCGCCGUCACCUCCUACAUCAUCGAGGCCUUCAGCCAAUCAGCGGGGAGCACGUGGCAGACUGUGGCUGACAUGGUCAAGAUGGAGACGCACACAAUCACCGGCCUUCUCCCCAACACCAUCUACUUGUUCAUCGUCCGAGCUGUCAACGCCUACGGCCUGAGUGACCCGAGCCCCAUCUCUGAGCCGGUCAGAACACAAGAUGUGAGUCCUACAGGUCAGGGAGUGGACCACAGGCAAGUGCAGAGGGAGCUGGGGGAAGUGGCGGUCCAGCUUCAAGACCCCGUCUCGCUGACACCGGCUUCAAUUCGAGUAUCGUGGACGGUCGACCGUCAGUCUCAGUACGUUCAGGGUUACCGUCUCUUCUACCGACCCAGCGGGACGACCUGGCUCCUUCAGGACAUCAACUCCCCCUCAGAGCGGAGCACCGUCCUCACCAGCCUGCUCAAAGGAACUGAGUACGAGAUAAAGAUCCGUCCCUAUUUUGAUGAAUUCCAGGGGAAGGACAGCCGAACAUUGCUGGUUCGAACCCCAGAAGAAGUCCCCAGUGCCCCGCCCAGAGCUGUUACAGUGGCAACAGUGAAGCUAAGCAACAGCUCCAGCAUCAGCGUCUCCUGGGAGCCUCCGCCCAGCGACAUGCAAAACGGCAUCAUACAGGAGUAUCGGGUUUGGUGCGUGGGCAGCGGCGGAGACAACCAGACGCGCUACUACAUUAACAAGACAGUGGAUGGAAACACGUUAUCCACGCUGCUGAAUGGCCUGAUGCCCGGUGUGCUCUACCAGGUGGAGGUGGCGGCUGUGACCAGUGCCGGCAUCGGGACCCGCAGUCAGCCUGUAUCUGUCCUCAUCAAGCUGCCAGCUGAGCUGCCCUCAGUGCCAGGCGGAGGAGGCGGCAGCACCGGUGACACCGGCGAGGAGAGCAGCGUGAGUCUGGCCGAGCAGAUCACCGACGUGGUCAAGCAGCCGGCGUUCAUCGCAGGCAUCGGCGGAGCCUGCUGGGUCAUCCUCAUGGGCUUCAGUGUCUGGAUCUACUGCCGCCGCAAGAAGAGGAAGGAGCUGAGCCACUACACCGCCUCCUUUGCCUACACGCCAGCAGUUGGUUUCCCUCAUGGAGAGGGAUCUGGACUCAAUGGAAGGCCUGGGGUGCUGGGAGGCAACAUGGGCAACUACCCAUGGUUGGCAGACUCUUGGCCCACCACCAACCUGGUCCACAGCGGUAAAGAGGCCGUCAACUGCUGCACCACCAAUCACGACACAGCUGAGAGAUACUACAACGAAGCCGGCAUCUCCAACUACCUGAAUCAGACGGAGAAGUACAGCAUGGGAGGCUCCACCGAAGGUCCCAUCUACAGCACCAUCGAUGCCACCAGCGAGGACCUGCACAGCUUCACCUACGCCCAGCACACCUCCACCACCCCCUACGCCUCCACUUCCAUAAUGCCUUACACCAAUCAAACGCAGCCGCCGGCCCUCAGUGGCGAGCAGCAGGAUGAUGGGCACUGGAUUACUCAGCCAGGACCCUCUGGAGCUCAGUAUGCACAGCCGGAACGCUGCAGUGGUAAACCCAAGCAGAAGGCGAUGGGGAAGGCAGUCAAAACCCCAUCUCUAACCUGGAUGGAGGCUUUGCCCCCACCUCCACCCAUUGGAGAGUUGGAUCAAUGUGAGCAGGAUGACCAUCUCCCAGAGCACGAGGACAUGGACAUCGGUUCGGAUGAGGAGUGGUGUCCACCACUCCCAGAGAGGACCUACCUGAUGGAGGGCUGUGAAGACGGACCCUCUCCCCCUCAAAGGAACAAUGCCUCUUCUCCAGCCACCUCCUACAGCCACCAGUCUACAGCCACCCUCACCCCAUCGCCCCAUGAGGAGCCCAGAGCACCACACGACCUCCCCCGCCUCAACCAGCUAGACAGCCAGCAGCUGUCGCGCAGAAGGUUACCCUGCGGUCCAGUGCCAGUUCCCCAGGCGCCGAGCCCGUCGCUCACCCAGUCCAACCCCAACCUCUCUGGCCAACAGCAUCACGGCUCAUCAGAGGUUGGCACGCUGCAGUGCCAAAGUCCUGCCCAUCGCUGCCUCCACAGCCAGGGGCCAGCUCUGAAUGAAGACAACGUCAGCGCGACUACACCCGUGCACAGUCGCUCAUCACCUGCAGAUACAUGCACUCCUCCCAACCAAAAGUCAAGAGUGAAAAAAAAGGUUUCCAAGAGCUCAGCGUACAGAAGAGAUAUACAAGGAGAUCUGCCCCCACCUCCGGAACCGCCCCCAGAUGAGGACAGACUGCAGGGCCCCCAGGGGUGCACUGAGGCCAGCAGUGUGGCGAACGGCGGCGUGUCCUCCUUGGAGAGGAGCGAAUACAGCAGUAAUAGCCACCAGCGGAAAGGCUCGGGACAGAGACAUGCUGACAAUGAGGACAUGAUGCCGUACAGCAGUAAGGCCGGUUACCUUUCCAGGAGUCAGAUGUCCAGUAACUGCUCGACCACAGGAAGCUCCUCAUCCAGAGGCUCCACAGGCUCCCGGGGGCUCAACUCAGCCAGGAAACACAACGAGGAAAUGAGAUAAGAACAACAGUGAUUCUGUCAGUGCUUCGACGCCUCCAUCACCCCCCCCACCCAUCUUCCGCCGUGGACACAAUGAGCUGAACAAAAGGACAAGUGUUUCAGGAAUCCACACUCAUUGCAGUGUCAUUGCUGUGAAAGAACGAACAACGGACUUUACAUCCUGUUUUUUUUUUUGUUUUGUUUUUUAGUAUUACUGAUUUACUGAUUAUUUAUGAGCUGUCGAGUUCACUCCUCUCCCUUGAUUUGUAAAUACCUGUGUCUGUACUGUUCUUUUGUGGGCUCUGGAUACAGGGAAAGAGACGUAUAUUGUAUUUAUAAGGAUAAAAAUGAAGAAAAAAAAAAUCACAAAUGUUGAAAAAAAAAAACCAAGUCUGUUAUUAUACAAACCAUGUCUUCUUGAAUGUGCCAACUUUUUGUCGAAAUGUAUACUUUUUGGAAAAGCAUUAACUACUGUUGCACUCUUGUUGUGAUGGCAAAACAACAGAAAUAUGAAGCACAAAGUGUGUUUGCUGGUUGAGAGGGAAGGUUGGAAAAGCCAAAACGAAUGGGUACCCCUCCCCCCACCCGGAAGACGCCUCCGUCCCGAGCGCUUCCCCCGCAGGGAUCCCUGCACACAUGUAGUCCGCUAAGAAUGUCAUACUUUUCUAUGUUUCCUCUGGCUUCUCUGCAGCAAAGUGUUCCUGUGUGCCAGCAGACAGACAGACAGACAGACAGACAGACAGACAGGCUUUAUGAAAGUUUGAUUGUAACCCCUCCUGUUCCACUCUGCUCCCUCCCGUUGUCCGUGUGAGCGACUGUUUGCUGCAGAUGUGAGAUAAAAUUUGCAUAUACUCCCAAAACAAACAAAAAAAAUGUCUGUGGACUGACUUUUUUGUACUCUUGUUGUUUUGUAAAUGUACAAUAAAAAGACAUUUGCUGA